Molecule: messenger RNA, 1636 nt
Organism: Camelus dromedarius (Arabian camel)
Lineage: Eukaryota; Metazoa; Chordata; Mammalia; Artiodactyla; Camelidae
Gene: PITX3
Product: paired like homeodomain 3
Exons: 3
Coding region: 31-939 (302 amino acids)
Biological process (GO): regulation of transcription by RNA polymerase II; anatomical structure morphogenesis
Cellular component (GO): nucleus
Molecular function (GO): RNA polymerase II cis-regulatory region sequence-specific DNA binding; DNA-binding transcription factor activity, RNA polymerase II-specific
Source: RefSeq, a predicted model, not a curated record
GUCUUUUCUUCCCUACAGAGCCCUCCCUCCAUGGAGUUCGGCCUGCUCAGCGAGGCGGAGGCCCGGAGCCCGGCCCUCUCGCUGUCAGAUGCGGGCACCCCCCACCCCCCACUCGCAGAACACGGCUGCAAGGGACAAGAACAGAGUGACUCGGAGAAGGCCUCGGCUUCGCUGCCUGUUGGCUCCCCUGAAGACGGCUCGCUGAAGAAGAAGCAGCGGCGGCAGCGCACGCACUUCACUAGCCAGCAGCUGCAAGAGCUCGAGGCGACCUUCCAGAGAAACCGCUACCCCGACAUGAGUACGCGAGAAGAGAUCGCCGUGUGGACCAACCUCACCGAGGCCCGCGUGCGGGUAUGGUUCAAGAACCGGCGCGCCAAGUGGAGAAAGCGCGAGCGCAGCCAGCAGGCCGAGCUGUGCAAGAGCGGCUUCGCGGCGCCCCUUGGGGGGCUGGUGCCGCCCUACGAGGAGGUGUACCCUGGCUACUCAUACGGCAAUUGGCCACCCAAGGCACUUGGCCCGCCGCUCGCCGCCAAGACCUUCCCUUUCGCCUUCAACUCGGUCAACGUGGGGCCUCUGGCUUCGCAGCCCGUCUUCUCGCCACCCAGCUCCAUCGCAGCCUCCAUGGUGCCCUCGGCCGCCGCCGCCCCGGGCACGGUGCCAGGACCCGGGGCCCUGCAGGGACUGGGCGGGGGACCCCCCGGGCUGGCUCCGGCUGCAGUGUCGUCCGGGGCAGUGUCCUGCCCUUACGCCUCGGCCGCCGCAGCCGCAGCCGCAGCCGCCUCCUCUCCCUACGUAUAUCGGGACCCAUGUAACUCGAGUCUGGCCAGCCUGAGGCUCAAGGCCAAACAGCACGCCUCUUUCAGCUACCCCGCGGUGCCCGGGACAUCCCCGGCCGCGAACCUUAGUCCGUGCCAGUACGCCGUGGAACGGCCCGUAUGAGUGGCCCAGCCUCUCAUCGCCGAGGGCGGGGGCGAUAAUUCACAGCCUCCGCGGACUGGAGUCUUCCAGACUGGCUAGCUCCUGUCCCGGAGUCUGAGAGGGGUGCUGGGGCUGCCGGCGUUGCGGGGUGGGGGCGGCUGGCUCAGGAGAGAGCCUACCCCCUCCCAGGCCUGAGGGGUGGACUGGGCCCUAGACACAGUCCACGACCCUGGACUAAGGCCAGGAACAGGGACCAGUUCCCCGGGGGCCAACUCACCCUUGGCCCACCCCGCCUUCUCCAGACUCUUCCUUCCCUGUUUUCAGAGAUAAAUGAAAUAAAUGUGCGCGGACUGUCAAAGGCCUGAUGAUUCAGAGUUGCGGUUAAGCCCCCUUCUCUCACCCUUCUUUGUGUCUAAAGGAGAGCUCGGUGUACAAGAAAGAGGUUACGGUCCAGGCUUCUAGGGCUUUGGUCGUCCUAGGCCCCCAACAUCAGGUUCGGGAAGCCGGGGGAAUCCCUGGAGCAGAGCGGCGCACGCAUGCGUGCGUGCAUGUUCGUCUGUAAGGCUUGGGGACUAACUGUUCGGCGGGCGUUGGCCAAAGCUGGUGCUGCGGCGCCACCUCGUGGUAUUAUGGAGGAUAACCGGAGGGUCUGGUCUCGAACGUUUACUUGCUGGUAUCAAUUCUGCAAUUUAGGAAGCCUAUGACUUGUUACUUCGCC